UUGUUGUUACGCAUUGAGAAACAUUUAUAAGGAUAAAAAAUGGCACUAGAAUAGGGAAAACUAAGGCAUGGUUGCUUUCGUGACAUCGAUUGCAUUUGUAAAUGAGGCUUUAUCUUUACGCCCUGAGUUUAUUCAUUUCUUGUAAUCAAUUGUAACCAAUGUAAUACAUAUAAUUUUUACAAAUCAGUUAAUUGUAAUUUAUUAAGAAAUCAUUUAUACAUCGGAAGCGUUUUUUCUAUCUACUUUAUAAUCGAGAAAAGUGUUCUGUUUUAAGUUUCAAAUUGUUACUACUUUCGUGUAACAUGUUCAUAAUCAGUUUAUACCUAAUACUUUUAAUUAUAGUCAUUUGAUACUAACUGUAUGGAAAGGACAAAGUGUGAGCGAUUAUUAUACUCAUAUAGAAGAAAUUCUUGUCCCUGUUGUACUUGUGCUAUAGUAUUGUUACUAACAAAGAAAAAUUUUGUAAUGCUCCUUUUAAAAACUUGAAGGAAUUAUAAGUUUAUAAUACAAAAUUUCCACAAAAAUUAUGGGACGUUACACAGGAAAGAAAUGUCGCCUUUUAACAAUGUUAGGACUCACAGCGCUUUUAUUUUUAGUAGAGAUAGUUGUCGGUUAUGUGACCAAUUCAAUGGCUUUAAUAGCUGAUAGUUUUCACAUGUUAUCGGAUGUAGCUGCAUUAGUCGUUGCAUUUCUUUCUGUGAAGAUGUCGCCGAAAAAGUGGUCCAAAAACACUUUUGGAUGGGCUAGAGCUGAGGUAUUAGGUGCUCUUGUUAAUGCAGUUUUUUUAGUUGCCUUAUGCUUUAGCAUUACUGUGGAGGCAUGCAAAAGAUUCAUUGAAGUGGAAGAAAUACAUGAAGCUAAACUUCUUGUGUCUGUGGGUGCGCUUGGUCUAUUCGUGAACUUAAUAGGUUUAUGCUUAUUUCGUGAACAUGGAAGUUCUCACGAUCAUUCGCAUGGUAUAUCACGUAGUCAUAACAGACUAAGCACAUUAGUAGGCACAGAUGACAAUGAAAAUGACAACACUUACAGACCACCAACGGCACAAGUAAAAAGAACACAUGGCCAUACACAUGAUGCAAGUCAAAUGAAUAUGCGUGGUGUGUUCCUUCAUGUAUUGUCCGAUGCAGUGGGUUCUGUCAAUGUAAUUGCCUCGGCUUUGAUAGUAUGGCUUACAAAAUGGCAAUACAGAUUUUAUAUUGAUCCAGCAUUAUCACUAUUAUUGGUUAUUCUCAUGUUACGUUCUGUUUGGCCAUUGUUUCGGGAGUCGGCACUAAUUCUUUUACAAACAGUACCGACACAUAUUCAGGUUGAUGCAAUACAACAACGUUUAUUGGAAAAUGUUGAUGGUGUAUUAGCUGUACAUGAAUUUCAUGUAUGGCAACUAGCUGGUGAUCGUAUUAUAGCUUCCGCGCACAUAAGAUGUAGAAAUCUUUCAGAAUAUAUGAAAAUCGCAGAACAAGUUAAAGAAUUUUUCCAUAACGAGGGUAUACAUUCUACUACAAUACAACCAGAGUUUAUUGAUUAUCAAUCAAAUAGCGAAAUUAAAGAUACACCAACAGAGGAUUGUGUACUGGAUUGUCCAAAGACUGAUAAACCUUGCAACCAUGCUACUUGUUGCGGUCCCUCUAAACAGGGUCGUGAAUCUCCUUCGCCGGGGGAAACACCAUAUAUGUGCAGGCAGCGUAACAGCUUGGCACGUUCAACUACUUCUAUAGGAGGUACAAAACAACAGGAAGUGAACGAGAUGGAGCGAGGACAUUUACUUUCUCUAUCUGGUUCUCAUCAUUCCAUCCAACUUCCGCAUUCUCAUAUUAACACGCCGACAGUUUGAAUUAUUCUUUGAUAACCAUUCGCCUACCUCUAUAGCCGAUUACGCAACGUAAAGAAAUGCUAUUGUACAAAUAUAAUAAAUUAAUAAUUUGAUUAUGCA
Vespa crabro (European hornet) is the source of this 1930-nucleotide messenger RNA. It is a transcript of the gene ZnT63C, whose product is annotated as zinc transporter 1. Gene Ontology annotation, molecular function: zinc ion transmembrane transporter activity. NCBI's taxonomy places the organism in Eukaryota, Metazoa, Arthropoda, Insecta, Hymenoptera, Vespidae. Gene Ontology annotation, biological process: intracellular zinc ion homeostasis; zinc ion transmembrane transport; detoxification of zinc ion. The coding region runs from base 527 to 1831 and encodes 434 amino acids. Gene Ontology annotation, cellular component: membrane. The record is from RefSeq and is a predicted model, not a curated record. The transcript is spliced from 9 exons.